Oryza sativa Japonica Group (Japanese rice) is the source of this 1442-nucleotide messenger RNA. RefSeq lists its product as uncharacterized. The record is from RefSeq and is a predicted model, not a curated record. NCBI's taxonomy places the organism in Eukaryota, Viridiplantae, Streptophyta, Magnoliopsida, Poales, Poaceae.
UUCAAUACGAAUCGGUUUCGGAUUUGUUGCCGCAAAAAUCAAAAUAAAACCCGGGUGGAGGAGGAGGGAGAAGAUGAAGCAAACGAGAGAGAUCGAGCUUGAGGCCGGGUGGAAUCGCGAGGGGAUGUCAUGGCGAAGCGGCGGGCAGAGUCCGAGCUUGAGCUGGUGGAGGCGGAAGCGGAAGCGGAGGCGGAGGCGGAGGCGGAGAAGAAUGGGAGGCGAGCAGCAGGUAGUCAGGACGGGGUGAAUCGCGCGUUCAUCCUCGAGUGCAGCAAACAUAGCGAUGGAUCGAUCUACAGCGGCGACGAUUUUUGGCACAGAUUUUACAAGGUCGCCGAUACCCGAGAGACUCGUAUGGAGGCAAUGAUGCUGUCAAACCCAACCAAUUGCCGGCCACACAUGUGGGCUUGCAAGGCGCACAGUGUGCAAUUCAUGAUGCAGAUAUUCUCGCUCAAGCUAUCCAAUAUCACUGCUGCUGUUGAUGGCCCAGUUCACUUGUAUGGAUACUUUGCUGUCCGGGAUCAUUUGGACCCGCUACGCAACUACAUCUUCAACCGCACCAGGGAUGACCCUUUCAUCAUGGGGCAAGACAAUGGCGUUGAUUCGGAUAAUUCAUUGAUACCAAUGUCAGGCCCCAAGAGAGGCAUUGGAAACCAAGUUCGUGUGCUCAUCGAGUUCGACAUGAAGAUCAAGAACGGAGAGACACAAGACGAUGAUUUUCAGCUCAUCGAUGGUGCCAUUAUCUGCAGCGAAUUCGUGCUUCCCGAUAGAGUGUUUACGCAACGGAUUGAGGGUGAUUGUGGUGCGGUCGACAUUAGUCGAGCCCUUUUUCACGAAGCAGUGGAGGCCACAAUACAAGUUAGCAUAUCACAAGUGCAUGUCAAUGGCUUGAGCUUAUCUUUAUAUUCUUAUACCAGUCGAAUCCCUGAAAAGAUUCGGCUCUUUGAUGGUGUCAUUUCCAAGCCAUGUGACCUGAAUAGGGUAGUUGCUGUGGUGGAGAAUACACCUUUGUUUUUAAUCUUCAGGGCUGUUCAUAGGGAUGGCUCGGAUUAUGAUAUCCCUAAAUACUGUCCAUUGGUCUUCAAGGUUGAUCAGGGGGAUGGCUCGUAUCGUGUCUCUGAAUAUUGUCCAUUCAAAGCUAGAAGACAUGGAUAUGACAUGAAAGAGCUUAAACUUGGUGGCGCCCGUGUACUGUUGAAGGUGUCUUGGUCAACUUUGAAGUGAUUUUGAAUAUUCCUGGGGUAUACAUAAUCUAUGCUAAGCAGAAAUAGCGAUAUUUCUGUGUAUUGACUAGUAGGCAAAUGUUUGGGCCUUAUUUUGAGUACAUAUUUAAGUUUUUUAUUUGUUGUAGAAGUUCGACAGGUGAAGGAUGCCACACUCUUAUCUGUUCUUAUUUAUUGCAUAUUAAUGCAGAUUAAAUUUGGUAUUGCUACCUGAAUUUA